This is a messenger RNA of Cylicocyclus nassatus, 1323 nucleotides long. Lineage: Eukaryota; Metazoa; Nematoda; Chromadorea; Rhabditida; Strongylidae. The record is from the annotation of a GenBank genome assembly.
GGAACGUAGUGACCCAAAUUAAGAGCUAAAGGUGCAAAGAAGAGAUAAGAGGCCAUGAAUCUGCACACUCCUGGCAAUGGUCUCUUCGAAACACAUGUCACAUGGGAGGAUAUCGAGAAAGAUAUGCUACGAGAGCUGCAGACUAAGGCUUCUUUUGGGCCCAGGAAAAGUGCGAAAGAUUUAGCAGAAGGCAUCGGUUUCUUGUCGAAAAUGUUACUUAUCGACCCUGAUUGGCAAAAUGCGGACAAGGAGCUUCCGAAACGAUUUGUUGUAAAAAUACUUACGCAAAUGAUUGUAGCUAAUAUGACGGCAGAAAUGAGUGCGAUUGGAGAUUCCGCGACCGAUUAUGGUGAAUCCUAUAAGAAGGCUCAUAAUACUGAAGUGCUAGUUUAUAAUUAUCUCAUAAAACAUUCACAUGGGAGAGUUCUUCUACCAAAGAUCUAUCACACAAAAUCAUUCACCGAGAGCAAUCCACUCAAAGGAUAUAUCAUCAUGGAAUAUUUGGGGAAUGCCAGAGCGGAUUUCUGCAGUAGUUUCGAUAUAAAUUCUGUAAAAGAGGUUUUUCCGACUAUAGCAGCCAUGGAAGCGAUGUCCCUCAAAUUUACUACGGAGGAAAGAAAUCAAUUCACAACGACGUUUUAUCAGCAAUUCUAUGGGAAAAUGUGCGAAGAUAAUGUUUUUGUCAAAUCAAUCGAAAUGCUUCGAACGCUCGACGACGGUAGGUUCAACAAGAAAGUCGACAAAUUGGAAGCAUACGCAAACCAUAUGUUGGAUCCCGUCAAAGUCGACCGUCUGGCAGAUGACUUAGGAAUGCAGCGGGUUCUUUGUCAUGGUGAUCUCUGGACAGGAAAUGUUUUAUGGGUAAAGGAAGACAACAAUGAACUCAAAGCGAACGCCAUCAUAGAUUUCCAGUGUGCCCAUUUGGGCUGUCCAGCUGUUGACAUUGCAUCGAUGCUCCUUUCAUGUCUAAGCGGUAAAGACAGACAAGAACACUGGACGGAGCUGCUCGAACUCUUCUAUUCUAAUCUGAAGGAAGAAGUGGGAGACAUGAAAAUGCCCUACACAUUUGAACAGCUCAAGGAGUCGUACUGUCAAUGUCUGCCUUUUAUCGGUUUCACAUUCUUGCCUUUCAUGAUUCCUUUUCUCGAUAAAAUGCGUAAAGAAAACAUUGAGGAGAAUAAACAAAAAUUGGAAUCGCUUUUGGAAAGAAUGGACUACCUUUUGGAUGACAUGAUAUCAUUCUACAAGCGCAACAAGGAGAAGAACUUGCAAACCGUUACAGUCCCAGGAAAACAGUUUGGCUCUUCUAAGCUGGCGAAUUAG